CCGAGGCAUUGGACAAGAUGGGCCUCUUUCAUUGUUGCAUUAUACAUCCACAGUCGCUGCCCUCUUUGUGUAUAGUCUCGUUGUGGUCGGACGGAUAUCAUGAGGACAGCCUCAACAGUCACUAGGCGGAUAUGCAGAGAUCAGUUGCUGCCCGCAUACCCUGUAGCUUCUUCAUCCCGGACCCUGAUCACCGGACCAGCACCUACAAGCUCCUCGACGACACCGACUUCUGCUCCUCUUCCUACACCUACACCUCUUCCCGCAUUUCAACCUCCGCCUAGAGCACCGGAUGGUCGACCGAUCUACGUUAGGGGGAGUCAAGCUGAGAGACAGGAGAGGUACACAAGGAUGAGCAGCCCAUUGCGAAGAGGGACACACGAGUCAUGGUGGACUGCAGACUUGUCAUUCUUCAAUGCAGUGGCAAAGACUAUCCCCACGUAUAGGGUAUUAGAUGAAGAGGGACAUGUCGUGAAGGGUGGUCACCAGCCUCAAAUCAGCAAAGAGCAGGCUUUGCACAUCUACCGAAUCAUGACUCUCGUCCCUGCGGUCGAUACGAUCAUGUAUCAGUCUCAGAGACAGGGACGGAUAUCAUUUUACAUGCAAGGAGCCGGUGAAGAAGCUGCGACCGUUGCUUCGUCAGCCGCCAUGAUGCCAAACGACGAAUUCUUUGGACAAUAUCGUGAACAAGGUGCUUUACUCGCUCGUGGAUUCUCCAUCAAAUCACUCAUGGCCCAAUGUUUCGGCAACGUCGAAGACCACAGCACAAAAGGAAGGCAAAUGCCAGUUCACUACUCUGACCCAGAGCUCGGCUGGCAUACCAUCACCAGUCCUCUAGCUACUCAAUUACCACACGCUGCGGGUGCUGCAUACGCUAUCAAAUUGGAUGAAUCGAGACAGGGCGAUUGUGUCAUUUGUUACUUUGGUGAUGGGGCUGCCAGUGAAGGAGAUUUCCACGCGGCAUUGGGAAUGAACUCUGUCUUGGGAGGACCUUGUGUCUGGUUCUGCAGGAACAAUGGUUUUGCCAUCUCCACGCCUAUCAUCGACCAGUACGCCGGGGACGGUAUCGCAUCUCGAGGACCGGCAUAUGGUCUCGACACGAUUCGAGUCGAUGGAAACGAUGCUUUGGCAGUAUACGAAGCUGUUCAGGAAGCAAGAGCGAGAGCAGUGGAGGACAAGAAGGGAGUGCUUGUGGAAGCGAUGACGUACCGUGUGGGACAUCAUUCGACCAGUGACGAUUCGAGCAAGUACAGACCCGCUGAGGAAGUCAAAGAGUGGAUGACAGUCGACAACCCCAUUCACCGAUUCCGAAACUUUUUGGUCCAAAAGGGCUGGUGGACUGAGAAGGAGGAUCAUGAGCUCAUAGCAAAGCACAAAUCAGAGGUUCUCGCGGCAUUCAAGCGCGCUGAGAAGUUGCCAAAGCCAAAACUAGGAGAAAUGUUUACAAACGUCUGGGUGGUCAAGAAAGGUGAUAAGCAGCCUGAAGUCAUGAAUGAACAGCGCGCCGAGCUUGGCAGGUUGCUCAAAAAGUAUGGAGACGCUUGGGGACCAUGGAGAAGGGAUCGAAAGUUGUUCGUUGAGGAGGGCGAGGACGUCAUGGAUGCGGAUGGAUUUGGGUCGAAGAGCUAGCAAGGUCGUUUUGAAUAAUGCAUGAUGUCGGUUGUGCUGCUGGCAAUCGAGAUGGAUAGCAGUGUGUAGGUCAGAUCCCAGGCAACACAAGCAAACACGG
Molecule: messenger RNA, 1726 nt
Organism: Kockovaella imperatae
Lineage: Eukaryota; Fungi; Basidiomycota; Tremellomycetes; Tremellales; Cuniculitremaceae
Product: Thiamin diphosphate-binding protein
Exons: 8
Coding region: 100-1626 (508 amino acids)
Biological process (GO): branched-chain amino acid catabolic process
Molecular function (GO): oxidoreductase activity, acting on the aldehyde or oxo group of donors, disulfide as acceptor
Source: RefSeq, a predicted model, not a curated record